ACUGAUCGAAGGAACACAAGUUAUCUCUUCAGAGUUGUAAACACAGCAGGUCAUGGAAGCCAGCAGCCUGGAUGAUGACAUGAUGGAUGGAGACCUGGGUGAUGGGAUGGGAGUCAUAGCAGCAUCCAGCUCCACCAGAAAAAAGAGCCAAAGCUCCAAUGGGGUGAUGGGGGCCACGCUGCCCAGAGCAGAGUUGCUCAGGCGCAGUGGCCAGGGAGGAGAGAAUACCUGGAUCCCUAGACUGAAGAUUACAGAGAGGCAGCUAACAAUCCCCUGGAAGCUGCCACACACUGGCUCCCUGGUUGACAUGUCCAAAGACGAGCUGAAAGACAGACUGCAGGAAGCGAGUGAGGCAAUUGACGUAUUAUACUGUGAGCUGGAGGUGGCACAUCGUUACCUAGAAGGCAAAUAUGAAGCUCUGAAGAUCUUACAGGGGAAGGCAAUCCUUGACAAGGCCACGAGUCACACUAAAAGUCUACUACAGAAGAGCGAGGAGACGGCCAGAACUCUUGAGAAGGAGGUAAACAGCUUGCAAUGGGAGCUCAGCUUCAGCCAGGUACAGAUGAAGAAGUCUGAGCAGUCCUGGGAGCAGAAAUACAGCAGAAUUUUAAGCGAGAACAAGACUCUGACUGACAACCUGGAGGAAAGAGAGAGUGAGAUCCAGCAGCUCCGAGCAGAGAACUCUGCUCUCAGUCAGCAGUUCUUGGAGCUUCUCUCCAUGUUGAAUGUGAAGGAGCAGAGGACUUACCAAGGAACCAAACCUCAGUACUGCCCAGAGAGAGACACAAAUGUUUUGGAGCUGGCAGUGUUGGGUGCCUGCAGGUGUCUCAGUGUUACUGAAGCAUGUCCAUGUAGUCGCACAGCAGCCGCCACUAGGAAGCAGCUUGUCCAGCUACGACAGGAGUUGGAUGCUCAGUGUUCAAGGAGAGAGGAGGCACUGAUGGUUGCGGAUGCGUUUCGCAUUGCCUUUGAACAGCAGCUGAGGAAACGAAGUGAACGCUUUCUGCUGAUGGCUGAAGCCAACAUCCUCGAAUCCCAUCCUUGCAAGCCUGACAAUAAGCCAGCAUGCUACACUAAAGGUGUUAACAGGAGUCCUUUAAUCAGUCAGAAAUUAAGAGAUUUGCUGCCAUCCAGUUUGGAGACGAAGAUGUCUGAUGAACUUUUAGAAACUCUCUACAGACUGCUGGACUUGUUAAAUGACAAGGAAGAGGAGCUGGCACACCAGAGGAAGGUGAGCAUCAUGCUAGCCCACAGUGCUAAGGAGCUACAGAGACAGCUGCAUCUAGAUUCACAUUACUGGCCACCAGAAUUGUCAGAGUCCAGGAUCUCAUCAAAGCAACCACAAGAACCAUCAAAAAACCAGAGCCAACCUCAGCAAUCAUCUGAUUUGUCAGUGUUCAAGAUCCAACCACCAGUCCUGUCAGAGCUCAACAUUCAAGCUCAGCAACAACGAGAGCUGUCAGAUUCUCAGCAUCAGUCAGGACAACCACUGCAGGGGCUAUCACAGGUCAACAGCCAGCCGGUGUCUAACCACAGCACUCACCAGUCUGAAAUCCAACAAUCAGAUCUAUUAGAGUCCUGA
This is a messenger RNA of Scomber japonicus (chub mackerel), 1582 nucleotides long. RefSeq names its product coiled-coil domain containing 125 (gene ccdc125). The coding region runs from base 53 to 1582 and encodes 509 amino acids. The transcript has 12 exons. The record is from RefSeq and is a predicted model, not a curated record. Gene Ontology annotation, biological process: negative regulation of Rho protein signal transduction; negative regulation of cell motility. Lineage: Eukaryota; Metazoa; Chordata; Actinopteri; Scombriformes; Scombridae. Gene Ontology annotation, cellular component: cytoplasm.